Molecule: messenger RNA, 3015 nt
Organism: Closterium sp. Naga37s-1
Lineage: Eukaryota; Viridiplantae; Streptophyta; Zygnematophyceae; Desmidiales; Closteriaceae
Source: the annotation of a GenBank genome assembly
AUGGGAAACGACGAAUGGUUCUUUUUCACGCCGCGCGACCGGAAAUACCCGUCCGGGCUGCGGUCGAAUCGCGCCACGCCUGCGGGGUAUUGGAAGGCGACGGGGAAAGACCGGCCCGUGUUCGCCGCGAAUCGCGGUGGAGGAGGAGGGAGCUCGAGCAGUGGCGGUGGAGGUGGAGGUCCCGGCGCGACGACGGUUAUUGGCUUUAAAAAGACGCUCGUUUUCUAUCGCGGGCGUGCGCCAGCGGGCGAGAAGACGGACUGGGUGAUGCAGGAGUACCGCCUACCCGACAGCUCCGACGACAUCGCCAGCCUAAUGCUGCCAGCCGGCAGUUCCGCCGGCUGCGCUGACGUCACCAUUGCUGCGCCGCCGUCCCCGUCCGCGUCGGGCUGGCAGAGCGCAAGCGGCCCGUCGGGAAUGACUCUGUCGCAGUGGGUGGUCGUGCGCGUGUACACGCGCGGAGCGCCUCCGCAGCAGGCGCAGCCUGGGCAGGGCGGCGGAGGAAGCGGGGGGCGACUAACAACGCCAGGGGGCUUGGGCCACGCGCUCCAGGCGCACGCGGAAAGAGCCGCGGGAAAGCCGGGGAAAGCGGGAAAAGUGGUGGGAAAGUCGGAACCAGAGGAGGAGUCAGAGCAGCAGCGGAUGAUUUUGGACUCCGGCGGCAGCGGCGGAAGCGGAAGCUUCCUGUUCGGAGGCCUGGGUUCGAAUCCUGACGGGCGCAUUUCAACACUGGCAAGAGCGCAAAGCUUGGCACAAUCCGCUGUUAUGGAGGAGGUGGGCGAAGGUGAAGAAGAGAGCCAGGGGAAGGUUGAGGGAACCCAGAACAGGGCAGAGGCGCAGAUGGCAAGCGGGCGAAAAGACGGGCAAAACAACGGGCAGGAAAAGAAGCAGGAAGGUGGAGGAACCGACUCCGCAGAGGCCUUCUCGAAGCUUCUUGCCGAGUAUGCGGCAGAGCAGAGAGACAACAACGGGCCUGCGAAUAUUCUCUCCUGGCAGACGGACCCAGCAGCCACCGCAAGUGUGUUUCCUGCAAGCCAGGAACAGCAGAUGCAGCCGAGGGAGGAGGCACAAGGUACAGGGCGGUGUGAGGGGACUCAGGAGACUCAUGGAGAAGAGAGAGCGGACGCUCAGGCUGCUGCUGGGGAAGCGUCUGAGAAGCAGCACAACCAGGUCCAGCAACAUGAGAAGCAGGUGAGACCGAUGCUACGUCGCCUGCAGCGGUCAAACGCUGCCGAGAUUGAGCCUCUGGAGGACCUGAUUUUCCCACAGAACCCUUCAAGCCAGCUCCUGCAGCAGCCGCAUCAACAGAUCCAGCAGCAGGAGCAACAGCAGCCCACAAUCUCUCCUGCUCUGACCCCAGGCCUUGGAACCCCAUCCGCAUCAACCACUCCCCUCCCCGACCCUUUUCUGGCUGUGCCGCAGCUGCCAACCCCGUCCACCACUCUAACCACUCCGGGCAUGUCUCGAGAUCUUCUCGCACUUGAAACCCUAAUGACGCCUAUGGACCUCACUGCUACUGGCUGGUGGGCUGCUUCGGAUGCUGCUGCUGCUCUUGCUCCUGCCGGCGCUGCUGCUGCUGCUGCUGCUGCUGCUGCUGCUGCUGGCGCUGCUGUUGCUGCUGAUGCUGCUGGUGGCGCUGCUGCCGGUGCUGCUUCUGCUGCUGGUGAUGUCACUGCUGCUGCUGGUAACGCUGCGUCUGGGGUUGCUGAUUCAGGUGCUGCUGCUGGUAACCUCUCAGGUUUUUCCGCCAUGGGCCCUGGUGUUGGAGCUGGUAAUUUUGGGAUGGGGGGUUACAGUGGUUUUUCAGCGUUUGGCAAUGGCAGCGGGCACUUGUCUUUUUUCGACAGCCCGUUCAGGUUCGGCACUCCCGCUCUCGCAGGGGCCGAUUGUGGGACUGCUAAUGCCUGGACGGCUGCCGUUGUGGCUGCUGCUGCUGGUGAUCCUGGUGAUGCCGCUGCUGGUUCUGCUGCUGCUGCUGGUGAUCCUGGUGAUGCCGCUGCUGGUUCUGCUGCUGCUGCUGGUGGUGGUACUGUCGCUGGUGUUGGUACUGCUGCUGCUGUUGGUACUGCUGCUGGUACUGGUGUUGGUGCUGGUGCUGGUGCUGGUGUUGGUGCUGGUGCCGCUGGUGCAGCCACUGGUGCUUCAGCCCGUGCUUUGCAGGCUGGUUCAAGGGGCCAGUUCCGAGGGAGCGAGUGCACUGCACAGGCCAGUGGCAGCAUCAGUGAGAGUGGCAGUGAGCUGAGUUCUCCGUGCACUGUCACCACGCACACCCUCCCCACCGUCUCCAGGAGUGAUGGUGCAGAGGCAGAUGACGUGGCAGUCCGUUUUUCUGCAGGCAAUAGCGCUGAGGCAGACCUUCCAGCACCCCACCUCCCACACCAGCAGAGAUUGCUACGGCAGCCGCAACAGGGGCAGCAGCAGCAUCUAACCGCUGCUGCAGCAUCAGCGAUUGCCUCAGACCGUUUUUCCAUGCUCUCCUCUCCUCCUCUGCCGCCCGAGAUGAUGUCCGAACUCACUGAGCUGCUUCUACGCUCGGCAGUUGCCCAGCCUAGAGACUCAGGGUCGGCGCCGACAGGCUCGGAAGCAGGCUCGGCGCAGGCAGGCAGUGAAGGGAAGGAUGGAGUGUUAACUGAUUUUAGUGUAGGACAGAUCACCAGACCGUUCCAGCAACCGUCAUGGGCGACCAAGGCGCAGCAGCAGCAGAAGGAUGGAGGAAAGGGAGUGAAACAGGUUCGGUCUCCGAAGCGGAGUAGAGGGGAGGGAGAGUUUGAGGGACUGAUAAUGAUGGAAGCAGGUGCUGCUGCUGAUGGGAGUUCCAUGGAGGCAAGCCACUUGUCAAUGGAGGGUGUGGUGGUUCGGCCCUUGUCCAAGAGAAGGAGCUUUGUUGCGGAGGAGAUUGAGGAUGGUUCGGUUGGUUUGAGUGCGGUGAAGGAGAUUGCUGUGGGAGAGGAGGGAAAUGUUGGGGAGAACUCGCAGCCUGAUAUUCUCAACAUGCUGAAACAGAUAUUGGGGUGA